This is a messenger RNA of Frieseomelitta varia, 4257 nucleotides long. RefSeq names its product fez family zinc finger protein 2-like. Bases 1686 to 2840 code for a protein of 384 amino acids. The record is from RefSeq and is a predicted model, not a curated record. Gene Ontology annotation, cellular component: nucleus. The transcript is spliced from 2 exons. NCBI's taxonomy places the organism in Eukaryota, Metazoa, Arthropoda, Insecta, Hymenoptera, Apidae.
CCGGUGCUUUUAAUUUCUGAAAAUUGUGUCUUCCCUUCCUUCCUUUUUUUUUUUUCUUCUUCUUUUGGAAAUGCCGAGAUGGAAUCUGUUGAAUUUGAAAAAGUUGAGUUUAAACAAUCCGAGGAAUGAGAUUUACGCGCGUUCGAAAACCACCCCCAAUCAACGACGCUAAGGCACAGGCGCUUAAUCAGGGUAUUAGUACGAAGGAAUUCCAUUUUUGAAUACAGUUCAGUGCUCAUCUCUCGAGAAGGUAGAAUGAUGGAAUCGUAAUCCCAGCGAGGUUGACCAGGAGUGUGUGUGUGUGUGUGUGAGAAAGAGAGAGAGAGAGAGAAGGAUCGAUGAAGAGUGUCGAACACGAGCAAGGAAGCUUGGUCGUCGUCGUUCGCCUGCACUUUUAACGUCGUCGCGCUUCGUGUCGCCUUCGUCCCAAUUGAAUGAGAAAAAAGAGAAAGAAAAGGGGGAGAAAAAGGUGGCCUGGCUGUAGCCGGAGAGGAAAAGACGAACGAUAGCAUAGGACAGAGUGAAACAGGGAUGGAGCAUUCCUUGGGGUGUUGCAGCCUAUGAUCAUGCAACGAGAUGGGCGGGUUUUUAGGUUGUUCUUUGCUCCGCCCCUGGUACCGCCCCAUUGGUGGUUGCUGCUACCUUCAACUCGUGACCUCCCUUCACCCUUCUGUCUGCAGCUGAAACCUUGGUUGGUUUCGCCAGCAGCCACCGCACACACGUCAGCAGCGGCAAACACGGCGCCUCCAACGGCCAACGGAUCGUUCGUGAUCUCCGUCGAUCAUCUGCCCAGGUAUCAGCGAUCAACGCAUUUCCACGAAAUCGCGAGGGUAGUUUCUGGUUAGAGAAUCGAGGAAGCCCUGAAGUGAGAUCUGUCGUGUGCCCGGGGUUCGCUAUGAGAUUACGGGACGGAUGGUGAGAACGACAUCCGGCCGCUGAACGCGCGAGCCUUUCGUCGUCGGCAGUGUUGUUUCGGCAAAAACAACUUUAGGAAGAUGCGGACGUCGUAGAAGACAGUGACGAAUUGUAGGAACGAACAUUUCCGAUUGGCAGAACCGAGUGGAUACGACGAUCAACCGGAUCGGCAUUUGGUUGCUCCGAAAUCUAAACUUUGGAUCUGUUGUUCCACAGGAGGAACAACUCGUUGAACGGAAUGAAAAAGUUCAAGAUGCAUCUUUAGAUACAGCACCUUCGUUGUAUCUAAGAUUAUCAGGUUCGUAGAAGCUCGAUUCGUCGACGUGAUGAGCGUGAAUCCAACGGAGGAACAGGAAAUAUCAAUUUGUUGAGAGGUUCAGUGUCAAGAGUCCCUGUGACAAUGGCGCGCAAUCGAAAAUCGAAGCGAAAGGAUUAAUCGCGAGUUUCCGAUAAUGUCGACGGCCAAUUUGAAAGACUCUUUGCUAGUAGAUACCGACCUGUCGAAGGCCGUCGCGUAUCAUUACGAGCAUGGAUGCCUCUUUAAACUAGUGAUUCAGAAGAAAUUGUUUCCGGUCCUGCAAUGUUACAAUAGAAGAACGAACUGCAAGAUCAAGUAGAAUCGAAGCUGAUGCUGCAACUUCGUCAGGAGGUUUAAACUUUGCUUUUGGAGUCCAGUCUCGGUGAAAGUGUUCAGGAUUAUCGGAGGACUGGAACGUGUUCAGAUCACAGAACUGGGCUUGAACGAGCCACUGGUAAAUUCUAUCUCUAUCAUGCAACCGUUCUCAACCGGCAGCACAAUGGCGACCGAAACACCGACCAGUCUUCCGCCAGAGAGGGUUACCUCGCCCGCACCGUGCAAGAACUUGACCUUUUCUAUCGCUAAAAUCAUGGAGCCGGACAAACGUCUUACCGAGCAGAGCAACAAUCAGCAAACCACACCGCCGCAACCUCCGCCGCCCAGUAUCCCCUCGUUAACUUAUUCCGCGCACUUAGAAUCGGCCUUCAAGAAAUACGUGCCAACGUUGAGGCAUCAGAAUCUCUUGCAACCCUAUUCUCUUCUCUAUUAUCAUCCGAAUCCAUUGCUGAGUGCCUUUCCAGCACCACCGCCCACCACGCCCACGGUUCCGCAGAAUUCACCACCCCCAACCACCAUUCAGAAAGCUUUCUCGAAGAUGAGUCGGACAACGAUCUCGUCGGACAGCCAACGCGAGAAAAAGAGUCCCGGUCCACGGAGCAACGAACUCAGCGCCACGAACAAGCAGAAAACGUUCACCUGCCCCGAAUGCGGGAAGGUGUUCAACGCGCAUUACAAUCUGACCAGACACAUGCCGGUUCACACGGGGGCGCGGCCGUUCGUUUGCAAGAUCUGCGGCAAGGGCUUUCGCCAGGCGAGCACCCUGUGCAGGCACAAGAUCAUCCACACGGCGGAGAAGCCGCACAAGUGUCCGACCUGCGGCAAAGCUUUCAACCGGAGCUCAACCCUGAACACGCACAGACGUAUCCACGCCAAUUACAAGCCGUUCGUGUGCGAGUACUGCGGCAAGGGGUUCCAUCAGAAGGGCAACUACAAGAAUCACAAACUGACGCACAGCGGUGAAAAGGCGUACAAGUGCAACAUCUGCAACAAGGCGUUCCAUCAGAUCUACAAUCUCACCUUUCACAUGCACACGCACAACGACAAGAAACCGUUCUCCUGCAAGAUCUGCGGCAAAGGGUUCUGCAGGAACUUCGAUCUGAAGAAACACAUGAGAAAGUUACACGACACCGGGUCACCGGUGUUGAACGGCCUAGGUACUUCGGUGCAGAGUCAUAAUCAGCAGUCUGGAUACGCGUCGGUUCACCACGGACCCGGUAGCCAUUCGUUCGUCAGCCCCUUCUUGCUGCCGCCGCCCGGUACCACGAGUUAUCUCAGCAAAAUGUUGUGACAAGGCGACAGUGUUCAUUCCUAUCCGAGGAAGACGCAGUGUUCUUUGAUUCUUGGACCACCUUGUUACGCGGGGGACAUUGGCCAGUUGACGCAACCCUCGAAAUGAAGAGACUUCCGAAGACUCGAUCGGCGAUCAACAGAGGGAGAGAGAGAGAAAGAGAUAGAUGGAGAGAGUGAGACAGAGAAGUAUCGAGGGUAAAGCUUGGAAAUACGACGAUCUCAAGAAUCGUCGAAUUCUCACCGAUGAAAGUACGAAGAAUUGUUUCCAAUAGACGUGGAGACCAAGAAGAGAUACCAAAGACGCGGCAGAAAUAUUUCGACAAAUGGGGAACGUGUACGUGUUACUGCAUCGUUUCGAGACAACCAACUACCUCAUCUACAGCAAACCAAAAAUUGUAGGAGAUCCUGUUUUAUCUUAAGACUAGUCUCAGGUCUUUUUCGUCAGCCAAGCUGGAAAAUUAUUUCCAACAAUUCCCUUCGGAUACCACGUUUCGAAACUGCUUUUCUCAACCACCGCCAGAACUUCAACACCGGGAUAAACACAACCGAAAGCUUUGAAAACUCGUAAAAAUUCUUCGUCGCGAUUGCCAAGUCAAGACUUUUGUCUUAUGUCAUAUGAAAAUCGAUUGAAAACGGCUCGCAAAACCGUGUGACGGCUGGGAAAAUCGUGGAAGGUCCUUCGGGAAAAGAAGUUGGCAAACGAGGAUGAAGGUGCAUUCGUUUUAGGAAACCGCGCAUUUCCACGGCGCGGAAGUAGGCAAGCAUUCUUAAUGCGGAGGAUCGGAGCCUGGGCAAUGCGACGGGAUGGCCGCAAAAACACCGGGCAAACAGUACGAGUAAACGAAUUAGACGAUUCGUCGCAGACAAUUCCGGCAGGACAAUGAUAUUUUAACCGAACGAGCAGUUGCCAGCUGCAAAACACCGAGCGUGAAUAUAUCGGAGAACGCAAAUAAUCGGUCGUAUCGGGCGAAAUAAACCGAGCUGGGAGAUAAAUCAACAGAUAGACAGAGAAAUCAGGGAUAUAUAAGCGUGUAUUGGCACGGCCGUUAUAUUGGACAGUAACGGGUCCCCCAUGAUAUCGGAUUAAUCGUCGCAUGAAAGCUCAAUCGAUGGUAUCCUGCGAGAGAUGAUUACUUAUUUAUGUAAAUACUUGUAAAUAUUUGUACCUGCGACAGAGAGUGAUUUCGUUAGAGCGCCAAUGACGCCGGCGCGUCGGAAUAUUAUCGAUACGAAAGAACGGGGAAGAAGGGGGGAAAAUGCCAGGAAAAAUGGAAAAAUCGUGGACGCGAAGAUCGUUGGAUCGCGACGAUUCAGAUGGACGAGACGCGAGAGAAUUUCCUCUUUCGGCAACGCGUUUUUUCAUUUCUCUUCUCUUGCGUGAGAGCUUGCGUAGGAGCUUUCCCGCGAGGAAAAGA